AUGUUAACAGCAGAGAAGUCUCUUAGGCAGUGCUUUUCUUCUAGGGGGGAAAAGGGUGCUGGUACUGCGUACCCUUGUAUACCCCCAGUUUCCCCUAGGAAAAAACACUGCUCUCAGGAUACAAAAAUGUUACAGCAAUUGUCCAAAGUUUGGUUAAAGUUUAGAGGUAUUCAGCUACUGUGUUCCAUCAGUGCAAGAAUUUCUACUUGUGUGGCAGGACUUUCUGCCCUCUCCCUUCCCUUAGAUUUAGGAGUUAGACGGGGUUCCAUUGUGCAAGCAGAAAUCCCUGCACUGAUGGAACAUUCACUUAACACUAUGUUGAAUUCCACCCUUUCUAUUCAUGUGUAA
This is a messenger RNA of Podarcis lilfordi (Lilford's wall lizard), 348 nucleotides long. The record is from the annotation of a GenBank genome assembly. Lineage: Eukaryota; Metazoa; Chordata; Lepidosauria; Squamata; Lacertidae.